This is a messenger RNA of Papaver somniferum (opium poppy), 2258 nucleotides long. Its product is annotated as BAG-associated GRAM protein 1-like. The transcript is spliced from 18 exons. NCBI's taxonomy places the organism in Eukaryota, Viridiplantae, Streptophyta, Magnoliopsida, Ranunculales, Papaveraceae. The coding region runs from base 167 to 1918 and encodes 583 amino acids. The record is from RefSeq and is a predicted model, not a curated record.
UGACUCUCUCUCUUCCCCUUUGUGAUCAAAACAAUGAACCUUCUUCGUCUUCUUCAAUCCUUCAAAACCCUAGAAAUUCUUCGAAAUCACCAAACCCUGGAAAAAUUUCCCCGAAAUCUCUAAUCCUUCGUAUUAUUGAUUAAUUUAUUGUUUGAUUUUAAGAAAAAUGAAUGAAAUUAUGUUAGAAUUUUUGAUCCCAUCUUGGUGGGAGAUUGAAAUCACUGUUGCUGCUGCAGUUUUUGUGAUUAUUUCAUUUACUUUCUUUUAUACUGGUGGUGGGAUUUAUUAUUGCCAUGAUGAUCAAAGAGGUCUUUGUAAUGAUUCUGCUGCUGGUGGCGCUGAACUUGAUGAUCCUGAUAGGAUAGGCCAGUUGAAGGGAGAUUUGCAAAGCAAUUCUGUAUAUGUGAUCAAGCUGGAACUUCUCGCUGCAAAGAAUCUUAUUGGUGCAAACCUGAAUGGUACAUCGGACCCAUAUGCUAUCAUUACUUGUGGUCAACAAAAACGAUUUAGUUCCAUGGUUCCUGGAUCUAGAAAUCCAAUGUGGGGUGAGGAGUUCAAUUUUAAUGUGGACGAGCUUCCUGUUCAGAUUAAUGUGACGAUAUAUGAUUGGGAUAUAAUUUGGAAAAGCACAGUUCUUGGUUCUGUGACUGUUCCAGUAGAAGGUGAAGGUCAAUCUGGAGCGGUCUGGCAUGCACUUGAUAGCACGUCGGGGCAGGUUUGUCUUCAUAUCAAAACAUGUAGAUCUUCAAGGGGAAGUGGAUAUGGUGGAGUAAAUACUAGAAGAAGAGUAUCUUUAGAUAAGCAAGGUCCCACGGUGGUUCAUCAAAAACCUGGUCCUUUACAAACAAUCUUUAAACUUCUUCCAGAUGAGGUUGUUGAAAACAGUUACUCGUGUGCACUUGAGAGGUCAUUCUUGUAUCACGGACGUAUGUACAUCUCUUCGUGGCAUAUAUGCUUCCAUUCAAAUGUGUUCUCCAAGCAAAUGAAGGUUAUUAUUCCAUUUGAUGAUGUAGACGAGAUAAAGAGGAGCCAACAUGCAUUCAUAAAUCCAGCUAUCACUAUUAUUCUCCGGAUGGGUGCCGGUGGGCAUGGUGUUCCUCCUUUGGGAAGUCAAGAUGGUAGAGUCAGAUACAAAUUUGCAUCAUUUUGGAACAGAAAUCAUGCAUUACGUGCUUUACAACGUUCAGUAAAGAAUUUUCACGCAAUGUUAGAAGCUGAAAAGAAGGAGAAUGCACAAUCUGCGUUGCGUGCGCAUAGCAGCUCAGUGAGAGCUUCUGGACCAGUUAAAGUGCCGGAACAAAAUGUUCCCAAGCCUGUGAAAUAUCAAGCAUUUGUCAGAGAAGAAGUUCUAGUUGGUAUAUACAAUGAUGAUUUCCCUUGCACAGCAGAGCAGUUCUUUCUUGUGCUGAUGAGCGAUGAUUCAAAUUUCUUAAAUGAGUAUCGAGCACAACGAAAGGACACUAAUCUUAAUUUGGGCCAGUGGCAUGAUGCAGAUGAAUAUGAAGGCCAGGUUAGGGAAAUUACGUUUAGAUCACUUUGUAACAGUCCCAUGUGUCCUCCAGACACAGCCAUGACUGAGUGGCAGCAUGCUGUUCUAUCAGAAGAUAAGAAAAAGCUGGUGUUUGAGACUGUGCAACAGGCACAUGAUGUUCCCUUUGGAUCUUACUUUGAGGUCCAUUGUAAGUGGUGUCUGGAAACUACUUCAGAGACUUCUUCCCAUAUGGAUAUUAAAGUGGGUGCACAUUUCAAAAAAUGGUGUGUAAUGCAGUCGAAGAUAAAAACAGGCGCGAUCAAUGAGUACAAGAAAGAAGUAGAGAUGAUGCUAGAGGUGGCACGCACAUAUCUGACCAAGUUGAAGGCUUCUUCUGGUGGUGACAUUGAGGUGACCUCCACAACUCAAAAAACUACAACACGGUAAUACCUUGCAGUCUGUCUUUAGGAGUUAUGCCAGUAUCUUUAUUAUCCGAGCUCUCCACGUUCUUUUACCUCCCUUGUAUUGAUGUAACACAAAACAAAAUGGAACGAAAAGAAAUCCACAUCUCCUGUAACAACCUCGUCAUACUGAACUUAUCAGGUAGAUAUACGGAGCCUAAGUGCAAUGUAGUUUUAUGUUGUUUUUACUUAAAUACCACCCUGUGUUCUAUAAAGAAUAUCCAGUGGUGAGUUUUGUUACUUCAUAUACUUGUAACGAGUUUUCCUUCAGUGCUGUGUAUCCUCUUGACUCUUGACCAAUCAGAAAAACAAAAAUCAUUGUGGUA